This is a messenger RNA of Syngnathus typhle (broad-nosed pipefish), 2586 nucleotides long. RefSeq names its product sodium channel subunit beta-4-like. Gene Ontology annotation, molecular function: sodium channel regulator activity; transmembrane transporter binding. Gene Ontology annotation, biological process: cardiac muscle cell action potential involved in contraction; regulation of sodium ion transmembrane transporter activity; regulation of ventricular cardiac muscle cell membrane repolarization. The transcript is spliced from 6 exons. Gene Ontology annotation, cellular component: voltage-gated sodium channel complex; membrane. The record is from RefSeq and is a predicted model, not a curated record. NCBI's taxonomy places the organism in Eukaryota, Metazoa, Chordata, Actinopteri, Syngnathiformes, Syngnathidae. The coding region runs from base 357 to 1061 and encodes 234 amino acids.
AGUUGCUAGAUAGCCUGAGGGGUGAGCAGAAGGAGGAGGAGUCAGCUGCUUUUGGGGGUCUCCACUGGCAGCGUCUCCUCCCGUCCGGCUGCCUCUCCUCUCUAAUUGUCUCUCUAGCUUGGCCGCUCCUGCAAUGUAACAGCCGCUGCAGCUGCAGUGAGAAUGCGGACUGGCGGAUUCUCCUUGAGUGAACCCUGACGGUGCAGCACGGUGAGAGUUGGCCGCUGAGCCGCGCGCUCCGGGCCACGGAGGAAACACAAGCAGAAGCAUCCAUUACGCCAAAUAAAGUGCUGAGUGUGGCGAAAGGACAUUGUCGCAAAUCUGGCUGUUGAAACGCUUCGGAGUGAAAUUCUUGUAUGGACAUGGACGUCCGUGGGAUCUGGGUCGAUGCCCUGACGCUGGGCCAUCCACACACAACCUUGAACCUGGUCCUCGCACUACUGCUUGUUGUGAAGCCUGCUCAGGCCUUGGAGAUGAUUGUCGGCAAGAUUCCUAUCCUGUACGCCGUCAAUGGCAGCACGGUCAUGUUGCCCUGCUCAUACGCCAGCUGCAUCGGCAUUGAGAACCUUUACUUUAAAUGGGAGUUCAAUAACAAUGGCACCAUGGAAACGGUGUGUGAUGCUGUGAUACCGUCAGAGGGGGUGGUGCCAAAAGUGAAGAUGCAUAAAGAGCGCUUUGAAUUUGUGGGCAAGAAUCAAAACCACAACAUUUCCAUUUUGUUGUGGAACAUCACCUUUGAGGAUGGAGGCCAGUACACUUGCUUUGGACGCAACCCCAAAGAAAAGUUAAAGAACCACAGCGCCAUCUUCACGCUCGUUGUGGUGGACAAGCUGACGGAGGUGGACAACACGCUGACGAUCAUCAUAGCUUCCGCUGUGGGCGGAGCUAUUGCGCUGCUCAUGGGCUUCAUGCUGCUGAAGAACUUCACUCUCUUUGUUCUAUCCAAGCUUGAGGAGAAAAAUAAGGAGUGCCUUGUAACUUCAUCAGGGAUCGACAACACAGAAAACGGCCUCUCAGGAACGAAAGUAGACUCAAAACCCAAACCUACAAAACAGAAAUGAGGACAUGCAUGCAUUUUAGAAACCUUAGGAGUGCUUUUCGUGCCUGCCUGGCUUUGAUUUUCAAAUGUACAUGCUAUGCACAGGAGAAAAGAUUUUAGAUGCUUUUGUCAAACGUGAUUUACACGUAUGAUUCAACCAAAGACACCAAGGUUCAAUAUUUAGCCCUCCUUUAUGUCAAAUUGAAUUAGUUCUCCGCAUUUUUCCUUCAAUACAAAAGCGCUCUUUUUAUUUUUCCAAGCAGGUUUGCUGAACAGGGCUUUACUCAUCAUUAGCGUCAGUGUAAAAUGUAAUAUAAAUGCAAAGUAUGGAUACAUUACAUGCAAAUAUUACAAAAGUAGGGAUCAUCUCACUUGAACUCGACAAUCCUCUUAAUGUCCUACCAGUGUUGCUGCUUUCAUAAAAAACAAUUAAUGCAAUUCAUGCAUGUGACAUGAGUCUGCAUUUAGAACGCUUUAAAAAAAACAAAAACAAAAUACAACGCGGGUUAUAUAUUCUAUUCCACUGACAGUAAUAAUAGUUUUAGCUCUGCGAGGUCAAUUAAUAAAACCUCAUAUACUACAAAAUCAUAUCCUAUUUUUAUGGCCAUGCAUUGUCCGUGUCCAGUCAUGGUUCAUUUGUACUGUAUUAAUCCACGCAAAUGUUUUACCACAGUUAUUUGAAUGGCAAAGCGAAAAAGAUGUUUUGCCCAGUGAAUUGCGAAGUACCUCCGUGACCACGUGACUAGCUCUCAUAUGGGUAGUGUGUUACCAGUGUUCUGCCAGUCGGCGUGUCAAGAUGAGCAACACAUCAGGAAAUCAAUUUACGUUUUAUAUUUAUAGAAUUGCACCUUGAAAAGAUUACCUCUGGAUUGUGAGGCAAACAAAUGCUGGAGGAGAUCAACUAAAGUGUGAAUGGGCAACGGGUGUUACGUCAUCAUCCUGUAGUGGGAUUUUUUAAUUUAUUUUAGAAUACAAAUUAUACUGUGCCUCCAUUCUUUAACCGCUGGCUAUUAGCAAUACUAUAAUAACAGAUGGCUAGGUUGAUAUUAUACGCCAGUGGUUGAUGAAGAAUUCCGUUUGACGGAAAUUGAAAUCAUUUUUUCUGAAAUGAUUCCAGAUUACUGACAACCAUAUUUGUUGAUAUUGUGAUGGACCUCUGAAUGUAGUUCAGUUUGUUUAUGUAUAUUCUGAUGGAGAGGGCAGUGUGACGAUCAUCAGUUCUAUGCAAGUUACAAAAUGAGUGCAUGCUCUGGCUGUAAAAAAAAAAAAAAAAAUUGUAACACUGAUCCUCUGAGUCACUGUGAUGAUAUCGCAAGCAAUACAAUUUAUUAUUAUCUGGAUUAGGAUGUUGGGUUGCAAGGAGAAAGGAGAACAUCCAAAAAGAACCAUCUCGGACCCCAUCAUCAGAAUCUGCAGUGUGCAGACUUGCCCCAUCAUUCUCCAUCGCUGCACGCAAAUAUUCGCCUCUAGCUUGCCCACAGAUGUUAGGCGUUAACCUCUGAACCUGUUUGGUACUGAAAGAACGAAAUAAAGUUUGGAGCAAAAUA